GAAGAGGGAGGAGGGUCGCUGUUUUCUUUCUCUAUGCUUUAGGAAAAGAAAGGAAGGAAGCCCUAGCAAGGAAGAGAAGCCUGAACCAAGUGAGGAGAGAUGGAUGAUUGGGGGAGGGACUGGAGGAAGAGCGCUGUUCAUUGGUAGGCUCAGGGUCGAAUUACACCAUUUGCCGUGCAUUAGUUUGUUUUUCUCCCAGCCUGGAGAAGUUGAUUCACUGAGACGCGCAGAAUCUUUUUUGGGGGGAGAUUACGGCAACGCGAAAGGAUACAAAAUAAUCAUUUCCGAUGAGUUAAUCGUAGUGAAAAAGGGGCUGGUGUAACAGUGUAUGAGGGAGGAGGAGGGGGGCUGGUGCGGUCGUGGCAAAGCUUUGAAGCUCACUCAUCAGAGCGCAGGGGCCCGGGGACGGAGAGAGACUCAUCAGAGGCAAGAGUCACAAUAAUGUGUGGCGAGCGGAGCUGAAAUCUGUGCGCAACUGGAUAAAAGAGAAAAGUGGGGUCCGGAUGGAGCGCAAAAUAACAGGAAUAUUACAUGCUGGGGGUUUUCUCGCAAAUGGAUUACCAAAGGAAUAUGACAUUCUGCUGGACUGCCCCGUUCAUGUGUGAAAUCGGAUACUUGAGGUAACAUCUCCGCCAGUGUGAAACAGGAAGUGUCGUCUGUGAGCAGACAUGGGCCAGAAAGCUGCGCUUCUGCUCAGUGAGCUGCUGCUGCUGUUGCUGACAGUCUCGCACACUCUCCUCGCAGUCAGCUUCCCGGAGGACAUCGUACCCCUCGAUGUCGUCGACGCGCACUUUUCACGGCGGUACCCUGUAUUCAGAGGCAGGCCCUCUGGCAACGAGUCCCAGCAUCGCCUUGACUUUCAGCUGAUGACCACGAUACAGGACACUCUGUUCAUCGCUGGCAGAGAUCAGGUGUACCUAGUCAGCCUGAGAGAAUCCUACAGGAAUGAGAUCAUUCCUUACCGGAAACUAACAUGGCGAUCGGGCCAAGCUGACAGAGAGAUGUGUGCUGUGAAGGGAAAACACAGAGACGAGUGCCACAACUUCAUCAAAGUUCUGGUUCCAAGAAAUGAUGAUCUGGUGUUCAUCUGUGGUACUAAUGGCUUCAACCCAAUGUGCAGAUACUACAGGCUGGAUAACCUAGAGUUUGAUGGGGAAGAGAUCAAUGGACUGGCACGGUGCCCAUUUGACUCCAAGCAAACCAACGUUGCCCUUUUCGCUGAAGGGAAGCUGUAUUCUGCAACUGUUGCUGACUUCCAGGCCAGCGAUUCUGUCAUCUAUCGGAGUAUGGGUGAUGGAUCAGCCUUGAGAACCAUCAAGUAUGACUCCAAAUGGCUGAAAGAACCUCAUUUCCUGCAUGCUGCAGAGUAUGGGAAUUAUGUGUACUUUUUCUACCGGGAGAUCGCGGUGGAGCACAGCAAUCUGGGAAAGGUUGUGUAUUCCCGCGUGGCCCGAAUCUGUAAAAAUGACGUGGGUGGGUCACAGAGGGUGCUGGAGAAGCACUGGACCUCCUUCGUGAAGGCAAGGCUGAACUGCUCCGUGCCGGGGGAGUCUUUCUUCUACUUUGAUGUGCUCCAGUCCAUCACCGACAUCAUCGACAUCAACGGGGUUCCCUCUGUGGUGGGUGUGUUCACCACGCAGAUGAACAGUAUUCCAGGGUCAGCGGUGUGUGCCUUCUCCAUGGCUGAUAUAGAAAAAGUAUUCUUGGGCCGGUUCAAGGAGCAGAAGACUCCUGACUCCGUGUGGACUCCGUUCCCAGAGGAGAAGUUACCCAAACCUCGACCCGGGAGCUGUGCAGGUCACGGUCCAGCUGCGUCCUUUAAGAGCUCCGUCGAGUUCCCGGACGAUACCCUGCAGUUCAUCAAGUCCCACCCCCUCAUGGACACAGCUGUGCCUUCUAUAGGAGAUGAGCCUUGGUUCACCAAGACACGGGUCAGGUACAGGCUGACAGCGCUGGCUGUGGACAGUGAAGCAGGACCCCACAAGAACUACACAGUGGUGUUCAUCGGGGCUGAGUCGGGGGUCGUCCUCAAGGUUUUAGCCAAGACCUCCACCGUGUCUCUGAAUGACAGCCUGCUCCUGGAGGAAAUAGACAUCUUCAACAGGGCCAAGUGCCUGUCUAACCGCGAGGAUGACAAGCGUGUCCUCUCACUGCAUGUGGACAAAGACGCACACAGCCUUUAUGUCGCCUUUUCAAGCUGUGUCAUCCGUAUUCCCCUGAGCCGCUGUGAAAGGCAUUCCUCCUGCCACAAGUCCUGCAUUGCAUCAAGGGAUCCUUAUUGUGGCUGGAAGCCUCACGGAGCCUGUGAGAGGAUACAGCCGGGUGUUUUGACUGGAUAUGAGCAGGAUGUUGAAUUUGGAAACACGGCCCACCUCGGUGACUGUCAAGCAUUUUUGGGCACUACUUCAGCGCCAGAUUACAAAUCAUUUGGCGACCCUACCUCUGACAUGGAGUUUUCAUCAGCGCCAGUCACUAUCCAGCCCAGUGGGCCCAUACACCCCCCAGUACUCAUACCCAGUCAGAGCCCCAGCUCUGGGCCUGAUCCAGAGCUCUACGGCUCACGCUUUGUGCUGCAGGAUGACCCAGCCACCUCCCGUUCUUUAGACUCUAUCCCAGGGGGCCAAGAGGGUGUGUGGGAUAUACAAGCUGGUGAGACCAACCAGAUGGUCCACAUGAACAUCCUGAUCACCUGCGUGUUUGCUGCUUUUCUCAUGGGUGCCCUACUGGCGGGUUUAAUUGUGUUCUGCUACCGAGACUCAUUCCUCCGUAAACCAAGACAUGUCCACAAGGAUGCAGAGUCUGCACCAUCUUGCUCUGAUUCCACUGGAAGCUUUGUCAAGCUCAAUGGCCUCUUCGAUAGCCCUGUAAAGGAGUACCAAACCAACAAUGAUUCUCCGAAGUUGUACACCAAUCUUCUCAGCACUGGCAAAGACCUGAACACGCCCAACGGUGACACUAAAACGGUCAUCCUGCGGGAUGGAUGUCAGCCCCCCGAGUUGGCUGCUCUGCCCACACCAGAGUCUACCCCUGUGCUUCAGCAGAAAGGUCUACAGCCCAUUAAAAACCAGUGGGAGAGGGCACAUGGGAAGGUCAGUGGGUCCCGUAAGGAGUCCAACUCAUCCGCCAAGAGUCCUCAGUUCCUUCCUUCUUCUCCUACUCCUGCUAACUCUAGCUCCCACCACCCUCACCUCGCCCUGGGACACUCGCACAUCCCAAGCGCUGUGGUCUUGCCCAACGCUACACAUGACCACCCCAGCCAUGACAAUGGGGAAGAUACACUACCACAUUCAUCUGAAAAGAAGCUUAAGAACCCAGAUUCUAAGGGAACUAAGAAAGACCAGAAGAGGUCUGUGGAUGCCAGAAAUACCCUUAAUGACCUUUUAAAACACCUCAAUGACUCUGUGGCCAACCCCAAGGCCAUUCUUCAAGAGGGAUCAGGGCCCCGCCCGAGGCAGCACCUCACACUAGAGCCCAUGGAGGAACUGACUGAAAUACCUCCCAAGGUGCCCAGUCGAGAAGCUUCCUUGUACUCUCCCUCCUCCUCCCUGCCGAGGCACAGCCCCACCAAGAGGGUUGAUGUGCCCAUGCCCACUACACCAACAGGAAGCCUGAGCAUGGGGGGCACCCUGGAGAGGCAAAGAGGGGGGUACCAACUCCAGCGGAGUGCAUCUCACAGGCACUCCUUAUCCACCUCACCAAAUGGGGUAACCAUGGGGGUGUCUGUGUCUCGCCAACACAGUAUGAACAGGGGGGGUUACAUGCCUCCGACACCCCCCUCCAGACUUGAUUCACAUGGUGGAGUUAUGGCACCAGGAAUGCAUUCAGCCCACCCACCCUCAGUAUCCAGACAGAGCAGCUACAGUGGGCAUGGCUCACUUCCUCGCACCGGGCUUAAACGGACCCCUUCAAUAAAGCCAGAUGUGCCGCCUAAACCCAAUGGGUUUUCACCACAGACUCCACAAAUGCGAGUAGUCAACAAGUACAGCUAUUAAAAGACCAUGGACACUUCAAAGUGAGUUCUUGGCCUUGACUGUAGAGCUUUGAGCCCUGAGGGCUUGGGGGGAGGGAGUACAGAUGGGAUAAGGCCUAGUGUGUGUUUGUGUAUCAACUUGAGGUGCAUUUCCCCUUUAAAUGAUAUGCACAUUCACUCACACUAAAAACAGAAAGUCAUACAUAUGGCCAAAGAUACUCGUUGGGGCCUCUUUGCCCCCUGCAAGCCAACCUCCCUCCCUUGCCACAGUAGCCACAGGAUAUGAUCAGUGGACAGUGGUGAAUCUGCUGCUGCCCAGUGUAUCUGGGCUUAGGUCUCACCCGUUACCACAUUUGGAGCGAGGUUUAGGACACCAGCAGAGGCCACGAUGGUGUAUGUGGGACCAGGUCAAAAAAAACAGUGGAAUACUUGAAGAAUGGGUCUCAUUUGUCACUCCCCUUGAGCACUGUCUUCCCACUAAUGUGAAGUGAACAGAGAGAAGCCAGAGGCCAUAGCUUUGGCUGUAAGAUGGCAUAUGGCAGAUGGAGGGGAAGAUCAAAACGUAUAGCGCGUGUGUUGUUUUAAGAUACACGUGGCCGUAAACAGCUGAUCAAAACUGUAAGAAAAGAGAAAGUGUGUGUGUGUGUGUGUGUGUGUGUGUGUGUGUGUGUGUGUGUGUGUGUGUGUGUGUGUGUGUGUGUGUGUGUGUGUGUGUGUGUGUGUGUGUGUGAGUGUGUGUGUGUGCUGGCUGACAGGAAAGCAGAUUUGUGUAAAUGCAGCAAAUAUAUUAGUGCCACUUGCCCAAGAAUGCACCUUAAGACAUUUAAGACCUAAGUCACUGUCUUUCAUUAAAACAACAUUAUAUUUUCUUUGAUCUUCUUUAAACCUCCCUGGACAGAGCUUAGGUCAUACCUCUGUGUCACAAUGUUGUGUACCUAGUAAUUAGAUUAGGUUGUGGUGAAUUGGUCAUGCUGGCUUGUACACAGAAAUGGCCAACUCAAAUUUUGCCUACUGGUUUGUGCUAUUGAUUUCAGAUAUAGGAGUUUGUCCCUGAUGCAUUUAUUCCCCCUACCAGUCGAGGAUAGCCUGUGACAUGGGUGUGCACAUCUGCUUAUGUGUGUCUGAGUGUGUGUGUGUGUGUUGCAGACAGAGGCCAAGGAGUAGUUUUAAGCAACCAAACGCACUGAUACAUGAAAUAAGAUGUGUCUCUCUGGGACUGAAACUUCCUCUAACCUCCACUGCCCCUUUGUAAGAAUUCAACAGUGGUUCAAGAGUCUUCUGUCUUUAUGUAGCAAUGCUAUUAAAAGAAAAUGCAUUUUUCAUCUCAUUCUGUAACUGGGUUUCCAACAAAAUGACUUGCUUUUAUAAUCUUUUACUAUUUUAUUUAAAGAAUUUACCAUUUUGAAACUAAAGCAACACCAAUGGUUUAGCCCAUAUAUUUGAAUUCACCAUUUCAAGGCAGGUUUAUUCUGUAAAUGUCUGUGUGUGCGUGUCCCCUGAUAGAAGAAUGCUAGUUUUUUCCUCCCACUUUAAAUCCUAUUUACGACAUAUUUAACUGAACCUAGAACAAUACGUGGAUGUACCAUCUUUGUCAUCUGUCCGGUUCUGCAGCCCAUGUUCCCUGUUCAGUUUUUCCUGCGAGUGGCCCCAUGUACAAUCAACACUACAUUUAUCAAUGUGUCCAAAUGAGUCAUGCUGGGAAUGACAAGAUACUGUAUAUACUAAAAAAUACUAUAAAUAAGGAGUAUAAAUAUUUUUAGGCAAGUGAACCCGAAUCUGUGCGUUGUGUGCCUUAUUCACGAAUACAGUAUAUAAUAUUGGCAACGUCAAUUGGUCCUCUGUAUGUUAUGUCAUAUGCUCGCUAUAUGAGUGAUUUUUACGUAAGCAAAUUGAAAUUUUAGCAGGAUGCGCGUCGGAAAUCCAAACUGAAGCGAUACUGAAAACACACUGACAAACAUUCCAUUUGUGGAUGCGAGUCACGCAAAGGGAAAGCAAAAACACCUACUGGGAUAUAAAUCAGUUCGUUCCUCCUUUACUGCCGGUGUUGAAAUGAGUGGCGUUAAUCCACCAGGUAAAGGUGCCAUGCAGUGAAUGUAUUUUUCUUGAACGUGGGAUGUAGGGUGGUGAGACCUUGCACUGUGGAGCAGUCAGCUCGACGCAGCAUAUCCUGCCCACAGCCGAUGUAUUAACACAGUGUUCACACGAAAGCCGUCUUUUGGCAUGGCCGCGCGGAAUCUGUAAUUCCCCCAGGAUUGCAGGACAGGAGUUGUUUCUAUUGGCCAGCAGUGACGACCAAGGGAUCAUUUCUCGUAGCAGUGGGUACUUAUUUUUCUUUUUUUCUUUUGUGAGGGCAGGGGGGGGGGAGAUUCUGCAAUCUUAUUCGAGCGUCAGUUGCCUGUUCAAGCCCAAAGCCACAUUUUGUUUACAAGUGAUGAUUGUAUGUAAAGACUUUCUGCCUGUCAUCGAACCAGAGUCUGGGCUGUCUCUUUUCUACUCGACACAUGCACACUGACAUCACAGACACACACUCAGCAUACACUGUUCAACUGCCUUGUACAUUGCAAUAUGAACUGGGUCUUUCAGUUGCAAUCUAAAUUGAAGCCUUUAUAUUUCAGUCUGGUGUACGUGCAGAUGAACCAGAUUUUGUCAUGUAAUUCUAAUUUAAAUACUGUGCAACGUGGCGAUGAGAGGCCAGCUGAUCUCCAGAGUAUUUGAGCGUGUAGAUAUGUUGUAAAAUUGUACUGUGAAUGUGUAAAUAAUAAUGAUGGUCUUUGUUUCAUGAUAUUUUUUGUUGUUGUUUUUUCUUUUCUUUUUUUAACACGGCAUGUAUAGUUGAAAUAAAACAUUACUGCACAGAAA
Oreochromis aureus is the source of this 6829-nucleotide messenger RNA. RefSeq names its product sema domain, transmembrane domain (TM), and cytoplasmic domain, (semaphorin) 6D, like (gene sema6d). Bases 669 to 3992 code for a protein of 1107 amino acids. The transcript is spliced from 21 exons. Gene Ontology annotation, molecular function: semaphorin receptor binding; chemorepellent activity. Gene Ontology annotation, biological process: positive regulation of cell migration; negative chemotaxis; neural crest cell migration. The record is from RefSeq and is a predicted model, not a curated record. NCBI's taxonomy places the organism in Eukaryota, Metazoa, Chordata, Actinopteri, Cichliformes, Cichlidae.